ACCAACUGGCAACUGGAAACAGCAUGUCUCCGAUAAAGGACUUCAGCCUGACUUAUGAAGCGAUUAACGAGGAUAUCACUUUCUCUGUGGGAGAUACCAUUACAGGGACCGUUACUUUCAAUUUGACAAAAGACACCAAAAUCAAAAGCGUCCUGGUAAAAGUCAAAGGGGAUGCGAACGUCCGCUGGACAGAAUUGAAUUUGACUCACAAGUCAACCUUCACUGCGCACAUUAGAUAUUUCAAACUGAAAGAAUACUUAGUGGCAGAAAACACUCGAGGCACUGUGCUUCCCAAAGGUAUCCAUGUGUUUAACUACAGGAUUCAAAUCCCACGGGAGGAUUUGCCAUCAUCCUUCAGGGAUGGACAUCCUUCAUGGAAUCAUGGACAUAUUACCUACAUGCUUGAAGCAAAAAUAUCCAGGAGCUGGCGGAGGCCUUCAAGAACACGAAAAGAGAUCAGUUUUGUUUCAAAGACCUUUCCGUAUGUUGGUCAAGUAAUGUGUUCACAAUCUGGUUCAGUGACUAAAGACAUAGGGACCUUCUCCAAAGCAGAAGUUCAAUUGUCUGCUACUGUUAACAAGACGGUCUGCUCUCCAGGUGACACGUUGUCUGUUGUUGUCAAAAUCGCCAACUCGUCUUCCAAAAAUGUGAAGCCCAAAUUCAAAUUGGUGCAGACGACCGUGUACCAUGCAGGUUUCUACAGAAAGACAAAACAAAAAAUUCUAGCCAAAGUGGUUGGUGACACUAUCAAGCCAAGAUCUGAGGAAACAGUCUCCUACCAGCUGACAGUUCCUCCUGAUGCCGUUUACAGUAUCCAUAACUGUGAAAUCCUCACGGUAGAAUAUAACCUCAAGGCAUAUGUGGACAUCAGUUUUGCAUUUGACCCAGAGGUGGUGUUUCCACUGGCCAUCGUUCCACCUAACCUUGUUGCCAUGCACCUCAGUGAGGUUGCGAGGCCUUACCACCCGGAGCCGUUGGGGCACAAAGUUACAGCGACUUCCCUCCUCCAACCUUCCUUGCUGGAUCUCAUCCCCUACCCACAGGCCCUAUUGCUAACGAAUACCCAGCACCACGUCCGUCUCAUCCUGCAAACAUAG
Mugil cephalus (flathead mullet) is the source of this 1097-nucleotide messenger RNA. RefSeq names its product arrestin domain-containing protein 3-like. Gene Ontology annotation, cellular component: cytoplasm; plasma membrane. Bases 24 to 1097 code for a protein of 357 amino acids. The transcript has 6 exons. Gene Ontology annotation, biological process: protein transport. The record is from RefSeq and is a predicted model, not a curated record. Lineage: Eukaryota; Metazoa; Chordata; Actinopteri; Mugiliformes; Mugilidae.